Molecule: messenger RNA, 321 nt
Organism: Echinococcus granulosus
Lineage: Eukaryota; Metazoa; Platyhelminthes; Cestoda; Cyclophyllidea; Taeniidae
Product: 60S ribosomal protein L36a
Exons: 2
Coding region: 1-321 (106 amino acids)
Biological process (GO): translation
Cellular component (GO): ribosome; cytosolic large ribosomal subunit
Molecular function (GO): structural constituent of ribosome
Source: RefSeq, a predicted model, not a curated record
AUGGUUAAUGUUCCAAAAACCAGAAGGACCUUUUGUAAAAGUUCCAAGUGCAAAAAGCACACACUACAUAAAGUGUCGCAAUACAAGGCUGGUAAAGCCGGACUUUAUACUCAAGGGAAAAGGCGUUAUGACAGAAAGCAGUCAGGCUACGGUGGUCAGACGAAGCCCAUUUUCCGGAAGAAGGCGAAGACUACCAAGAAAAUUGUUCUCCGCCUUGAGUGCACCGAAUGCAAAUACAAGCAACAGAUGAGGAUCAAGAGAUGCAAGCACUUCGAACUUGGUGGUGACAAGAAAAAGAAGGGUCAAAUGAUCCAGUUUUGA